This is a messenger RNA of Orbicella faveolata, 1386 nucleotides long. Its product is annotated as probable G-protein coupled receptor 83. The record is from RefSeq and is a predicted model, not a curated record. Lineage: Eukaryota; Metazoa; Cnidaria; Anthozoa; Scleractinia; Merulinidae.
AUACGUGUUUUACUUGCAGGAAUUUUUAUAACAGUGACACCAAGCUAUGUUCUUGGACAAAGGUAUUAUUAUGUGGAUGACAACAUUGCUGGUGAGUUGUUUUGCCGGCUGAUUGGCUCUACGUAUUUUCUGUUCGUGUUUGGAAAAGGUUCUACCUUGACGAUAAUGUGUCUAGCUAUUGAACGGUGGUUUUCAGUUGUGAAACCAGUAAAGUACAAAUACGCUUUCAAGAGAGGAAGGUUGCUGUUGUACAUCGCCAUUAUAUGGGCCUUCAGCUGCUUUACACAGAUCAAUGAACUCUUUAUCAUGAAAAAUUCUCACGGGAUCUGCGCACGAAGCUCUCCUCCUUACAGCGUGAAAACCGAAAAGAUACUGACACUGUUGCACAUCUUAGCGACUUUCUUUGUUCCAAGUAUCGUUACUUGGGUUACAUUUGCACAUGUGUGGUUUCACGUACGUAGUACCAUGGUUCAUCAUCGUACACGCUUGAGUAAUUACGAGCGCGCCAAACAGAAGCUGAUUCGCAUGUGCGCUUUGACUGCACUUUUACUAACAGUUUGUUGGUUUCCGGCGGAAAUGUUUUUCAUUUUGAAAGAAUUCAAUGUUGUUACACUCUCCUUAAGCUUCUAUCAAUUCACUGACAUGCUCGCAAUGUCGAACUCUUGUUUCAAUCCUUGGGUUUACUUUAUAUAUAACCGAGAAUACAGAAAAGCUUUCCUCAGCCUUGUUACAGUGAAAAUGAGAAAGCAAGACAAUCGAACGACUGCCUUUAACCUUUUGUCUACAGCAAAAUCUCCUUCAGUGGUCCUUAUACGACAAGUCAAUAUGCAGCCCGAACUCGGAUCAAGAGAGAUAAACGUCUACCUAUGACACGUUAAACAGUACACCAAAACUAUGUUACACAGGGACCAACCUCCCUUCUUAGGAAUCCCCGUUGUAGUACCAGAAAAUUUUCUGAGCCUUAUUGUGCCAUUAGAAAUAGUACAAGCACUUCAGGAGUUGUCUGGUCAUUAGGACCGUGGACUUGUCGGUCCUCAUUCAACAUUCCCAUCAGCUAACUAACUUGAACAGAGCUUUAAGAAAUUAAUAAAAGUGACAAAAAGUAUAAGAUUUAGUAUCACUGGUGAUGUUCAAGGCUAGCAUCCUAUCCAGGGAGGGGAGAGGGACAAGCUCCGGCAAGUUAAGACACAUAGCCCGAUGUAGAUUUCACCCUAAUGUUGGAUUUCAAUGAGCUCACAGUGGUGUUUCAUAAUGGUAACCGUGGAGUUUAUGAACCUCAGAGGGUGGGCAAGGUUUAAACACUAGAAUGUUUUAUACUAUGUUAACCUGAACAGUUUUAAAAGCUCAGAUAUUUGUCAAUUAUCGGGGAUGGACCUUUGGACUAUA